AUGACUACCAGUACUAUUAAUAGUAGAUCAGAAUCAGGGUAUCCAAGUGAGGGUUCUUUCUCUUCCGACAGCGACUCUUUCUCUUCCAGUAGCAGCAGUAGCAGUGACAGCGAGUUGGAGAAUGGAUACGCGUCUGGUAGAGCACUCAACAAUGCUACCAAUAAUGCGACCCGACCAGUCUCGUUCCGACGACGCAUGGCUCCAGCAUCUGGCAAUCGAUCCGAUGACAACAACAACAAUACUGCCACUACCAUUGCCAUCCAACCCAGUUAUAGUCACGACAGCCGACGGCAUAAUCACAGACGUCACCAUCGCCAUGAUGGGACACGUCCGUGUGUGGCAGUAUCUCGUCUUUGGCGAACAUGCAAACGACACCGUCGUACUAUAAUCAAGCAAUUGCCGACACUCUUUUUGGUAUUUUGUUUUGUCUUUUGGCUAAUUGUCCAAACGGGAAAUGUCUAUGAUUCCGUCAAACAAUCGACACAGCAGCGAGAACGACUGUCACUCCACCAACGGCGAAAACAACGAAAAAAGAGUGCUCCACUAGCUCCAUCGAGUCUGGAACAAGCGGGGACAUUUCUAUCGGAUGCCUUGGAUGGAUUUAUUGAUAUUAUUAAAUUACCCGCCAAGGCAUUUCGACAAGCGUCUCGAGGAGAAGCACUCUUACCGGGAUGUGUUCGGUCCUCGUGGCAAGCACUCAAUUUACCCAAUUGCAAUGACAUUCAUGAAACCAGUCUCUACCAAGCAUUUGUACAUGACAAUAAUGCGUAUGUGGGAGCGGGAUAUUGGAGACAUGUAUGGUUGGUUCAUGGUACGGAUAACAGUGACAACAACAAUAAGAAGAAAUCAUCCGUGGGCGUCUUGAAAAUGAUGAAGUCCGAACACAAGGUGGAAAUGCGCAAUUUCGAACGACAUCGACGCGAUGCCUUGGCCAUGGAACGAUUGACCAGUGCACCCAAUAUUGUGGAUAUCUAUGGAUAUUGUGGAAAUUCUGUAUUGACGGAAUAUGUUGGCAGUGAUCUUCAUCAGAUAUUGUAUCAUACCGAUGAUGAUGUCUACGAUCCACAAGCCAUUGGAGCACAUCAACUCAAACAAGAAAAACCGUCUAUCCAGCGCACCGAAAAAGAAAUGCUACAAUUAGCCUUGGGAGUGGUAAAGGGAGUGGCAGCCCUUCAUCAAGUGCCGGGUGGUCCCAUUGUUCAUGCGGAUGUGGCCGACAAACAAUUCCUCAUUGAUCCAACUCAAGGAGUGGUCAAACUCAAUGAUUUCAAUCGAUGUCGAUUCAUGGGACAUCAAAAGGAAGCACCACACCAAAGUUGCACCUUUCGAAUACCCUCGGCUCCUGGACGACAUCGAUCGCCGGAAGAAUAUGAGGAUCAGGAAUUGACAGAACAGUUGGAUACCUACAGCAUGGCCAAUGUGCUAUAUGGUGUUUUGACGGGUGUGGCACCCUGGGGGGAUUUGCCAUCCUCGCAAGUCAAACGAGCCGUCAAGCAUGGGGUCAAACCACCGAUUGGGGCACCCCUGCGACAUCCUGGGACCAGUACGGCCCUAUUGGCCGAUUUGGUCGAUCGAGCGUAUGAGCAUGAUGCCAAGAAGCGAAUCACGGCACCGGCCAUGGCGCUGGAACUGGAAAAGGCAUUGGAGCGACUCCAGGAGACUACUACGACGGCAUAGAUAGAACAGAGCUCUGCUUUUUUGUUUUGUCAUUUUGACCAGCAGAAACCACGAUAAGUUGAGUGGACAAGGUUUUUGUUCCUGCCUUACCGGUACAGCUGGGCAGUGCAAUUUGCGGGAGAUCGAUCAUUUCUGGACAACAUCAUGUUCAUGCAAUGCCGGUUGGAAUCUUCCCUCUAUUAAUAGCUUAGUUUUUAAAGCAAGUUGGGAAGGAAGAACCGUAGCUCCUAGCUAGUUAAAAAGAUAAGGUUGCCACCUACUACU
Messenger RNA from Seminavis robusta, 1941 nucleotides. The record is from the annotation of a GenBank genome assembly. Lineage: Eukaryota; Bacillariophyta; Bacillariophyceae; Naviculales; Naviculaceae.